This is a messenger RNA of Pocillopora damicornis (cauliflower coral), 1463 nucleotides long. RefSeq names its product CDAN1-interacting nuclease 1. NCBI's taxonomy places the organism in Eukaryota, Metazoa, Cnidaria, Anthozoa, Scleractinia, Pocilloporidae. The record is from RefSeq and is a predicted model, not a curated record.
CAUCAUGGCGGGAAUAUUAGUUUGAUUUACGAGAUUCUAAACUACAUUUUAACCAUGAAGCAAGAGAUUUAUCAACAGAUAUUAUCCAUGAUGCAUACUUAUGGUUCAAGGGACUGUUUGAAAACCAUUGCUUUGCAGUUCCCGGGUGUGACAUAUAACACACUAGUUAGUAUAUACUCACAAGAUUAUCAGAAAAAGACAAGAAAAAAUCACCACAAACACCACAAGCCAGAAGUGAUGGAGGCCUACUACAAGAGAUACUUGUCUGGUGUAUCUCAGGACUCAGGAGAGCCUGUAUUGUUAAGGAUUGCUGAAGAGGUUGAUUUAUCCCAUUCUCUUCUGGCAAGAAUAGUACUUGUAAGGCAUCUUUCUCACACUUGUUACGAGGAACAAAAUCCUCCAAAAGGUGUUGUAAGCCAGAUGAUGAAAGAUCCUCUGUCCCUCAUAGAGGACAAGACAUUAGCUAACGAGGUGCACCAGUGUAUAUUGAAUGAUCCAAACUACGGGCCCUUGGCGGACAACAUUAAACGUUCUGUUGGUUACGAGUAUGAGUUCAUUCUACGAGAGAGACUUAAAAAUCGAGGCAUUCCAUUCCUUGGUGAAGAUGACUUGAGAAGUCGUGGAUACGACAAAACACCAGACUGCAAACUGGAAAUUCCCAUCGCUGUAGACGGUUGCGUGGUUAAUUGGAUUGAAAGCAAAGCUUCAUUCGGCGAUGAGUACAAUCACCAGACGAAUUUGAAAGAUCAGUUUUGGAGUUACUGGAACAGAUUUGGUCCAGGCCUGGUGAUUUACUGGUUUGGAUUCAUCGAUGAACUCGAUUGUAACCGAGAGCGUGGAAUUAUCUUAAAAGACGACUUCCCUACAGAUAUCAUAACGCUAGAAUCCCUUUUGGAAACUUCCUGAAUAAACCAAACUGUAUGAGGCAAGAAGAAAUCUUUAUGGACUGGAAAGACGGAGGUGAACCAACAAAAAUUUCUGAUUUUGGACGCAGGAUUUGUUAGCGCACGUCUCGUGCGCAUAAAUCAGGACUCGAUAGCGAAAGCGCGAUGCGUGCUCCAUGCUUCAAUUUCCUUGUGGGUUUUAAGCUGUAUCACUGAGCUGCAACAAAACUGGCGUAGUACUUCUCUAACUUCAGCAGAUUAAGUCACACAACUCUCGUGGUCCAGAGUUGUUGGAGCGCGUCCUGGUCUGUGUAAAAUGAAACAGUUAUGCAUGUUGAUGCUCUUCCUGGACAAGAUGGAGAGUUAUAAAAUUUCCCUUACAGUGUUCUGGUACGCACCUAUGCUGGGUGGAGACAGGCAUUGUGAAUCUAAUUUAUCUUUUACAAGAGCACAACACAAUGAGCUCGCUAGAGGUCUACCCGACCCUGUUGCUCACGAGUGACUGGCAUUUAAUUUUCCCUUACAUUAUCCUGCUGAAUCACACUUUAAGGCCAUAAGAAUAAAGGAAAUGAUCACCAA